This is a messenger RNA of Perca fluviatilis (European perch), 1399 nucleotides long. Its product is annotated as trypsin. Gene Ontology annotation, biological process: proteolysis. The transcript has 7 exons. The record is from RefSeq and is a predicted model, not a curated record. The coding region runs from base 300 to 1073 and encodes 257 amino acids. NCBI's taxonomy places the organism in Eukaryota, Metazoa, Chordata, Actinopteri, Perciformes, Percidae. Gene Ontology annotation, molecular function: serine-type endopeptidase activity.
UUCAUACCGGCCCAGUUCCAUUUAUUCCCUGCCAGCCUAUCUACACUCUCCCUUAUCCUUGUGACAAUUCCUGUAUAGAUUUAUAUAAAAAAAUAUAAAAAAGAUCAAAUAGUUACAUCAAGAGAUGGCUUUUGUGUGUGUCACAGCUUAUAAAGGAUUUCCUUGCAUCUCUCCCCUCCUUGGUGGGACGUACGCCAGAUUGGGAUUUUGGCGCUGAAAAACCUUGAGAGAGAGAGCGCUCUGGACUGGCCGAUUGUGAGGACCUCUUGGUUGGAGCUAGCUGUGAGUGCUGACUGGAGAUGAUAAGUCAAAAUAUGGCUCCGCUGCCAGGCGCUGCUAAUGUGCUGUUGCUUUUGGCCUUUUCUUUAUCAGGGACGUCUCCACAGAGGAUCAUAGGGGGUCAGGAGGUCCUGCCUUACUCUAUCAAAUACCAGGCAUCGCUGCAGUUCAGUGAUACCAAGCAACACUACUGUGGAGGAACCUUAGUGCACCCUGAGUGGGUGGUCUCUGCUGCCCACUGCUGGAGACCGAGCAGUCGAAUGCUGGUGGUGUUAAGUGAACACAGCCUGGACAAGGAAGAAGGAUUUGAACAGGUCUUUAAUGUCUCAAAGAUAUUUGUCCACAACUUUAACUACAACUCAUUCGACAACGACAUCAUGAUGAUCAAGCUGAGUAGGCCGGCCCAGCUGAAUGCUAACGUCCAGCCAGCUGUUCUGCCUGAUGAUAGCGCUCCUUCACUUUAUAAUGACGUGUGCACAGUGAGCGGCUGGGGUGUGACACAGAUUUACAGUUACUCCCUGUCUCCUGUGCUACGUUCUGUGGACGUGAGAAUAGUUCCCUACUGCUCUUAUUACUACUGGGGGAGGAUCACUUCAAACAUGCUGUGUGCUGGAUCUCAAUUAGGUGGCAAAGAUUCCUGCCAGGGUGACUCCGGUGGUCCCCUUAUCUGCAAUGGCCUCUUCGAGGGCAUUGUCUCCUGGGGUAUCAGCUGCGCAAACCCUUACUUCCCUGGAGUCUACACCAAAGUGAGAAACUACAUCCCUUGGAUCAAAUGGAUCACGGAGCAACAAUAAGACACCAUGAACAGUCAUCACAAUCCUUGAUGAGCAGCCUGCAAAGACAGGCUUCAAGAUUUAUUCAUUUUGAAAACAAAUAGCAAUGGCCUAUUUCAUUACUAAUAACUUUCUUUGUGGGGGUUUUCUUUAUAACACUAACUAUCACCUUCACAGACUUAGUUUAAUUGCAAUUCAUAAUGUUGGGGUAUGCUAUAUAGAGCCUGGGUUAUCAUCUCUAGAUAUAAGGUUUCUGGGAAAUGUGUUAAUAUGCUUACAAUUAAUUGAUUUCCAUUCAUUUAUUGUUCUGAUAGAGAAAAUACAGAAAUAAACCCAUUAUAUUGUCA